Grosmannia clavigera kw1407 is the source of this 234-nucleotide messenger RNA. RefSeq lists its product as uncharacterized. The record is from RefSeq and is a predicted model, not a curated record. Lineage: Eukaryota; Fungi; Ascomycota; Sordariomycetes; Ophiostomatales; Ophiostomataceae. The transcript has a single exon. The coding region runs from base 1 to 234 and encodes 77 amino acids.
AUGCAAUGCCACUGGGCAGAUUACGUUAAGCGAGACCGUGAGCAGCAGUUGGGCAACAACGUAACCGGGGCCGGUUGGGCUGACCGGCCAGAGGCAGCGAAGCGGAAGCCUGCCGUCAUCCGCAAGCAGGCACAGUCGCAGGCCGAUGUCCCCCUCCCCGUGCUGUCUUCACGUCAGAUAGAGUUGAUGUUCGGACCAGUCGCGUCUGCCGCGCUGAAACGCGAACCAGCGUAG